ACUUCAGUAAUUUCAAUGGUUGAUAAGUUAUUAUGGUGGUCACAUGUAGGUCAUAGAAACUUCAUCAAGAUGUGUGACGAUGUCAACAGAAACCCCUUUGCUGGUUUGUUCUCGACAAUUAACGAUGCCUUGUCGUUUUCAUCACAAAGUCUUGACAUCGGUAGCCAGAAUAAUCUCAAUUGCGAUGCUGCAUUGCCAGAACAGAACUUUAAAGAGAAAAGCAAUGAUCAAAAUUACGAGAAUUUAAACUUGGAAGCUGGCAGUCAGGAUGAACUGGUUGAUAAACUAGUAGCAGAUGUCUUUGGAUUAAGACUAAGUUUGGAUGCAAAGGUUAGCGAACAGCUGGUAUAUUUGGAUUCAAGUUCGAUUGAACGUGCAGUAUUUGAAAGACUCAUGCUGCGCGACCCAGAAUCUAAACUUGUUCCUAAAAAUGGUAAGAAAGGAGUUGCAAUCGACAGUCAUGUUGUAGAAACACAGGUCAUACCAUAUCUUUUCGAAUGUCAUUGCCGUUUGCAAAGGUAUAAAACUAAUACCAAGUUGGUACAAACAGUAGAUGACAUUUCUCGCAUUAUCUUGCGAAAUGUUGGAACUACAUUGCAAGAACCUGAUUUAUUUCCUGGUCAAAAAGUUCAUGGACAGCUAGUUGAAUUAUUGAUAGAAGACGAUUUGAGAAAUCAAAAAUUAUAUACAUUCAUUGCUGGUGUACUAACAGAGUUGGAUGCAGAAAAUAACGAGGCAGAACAAGAUGUUAUUGAUGCAGCAUUUCGACCUGUGCUUGACAUAAUACACAAGGAGGCAGCUCAGAGCAAUUUAAUGAUUCAAAAGUAUUGGUUUAAUUCAUUGCGGAUGUUUUCUUCAUUUGAAUCUUUGGCCAAGCUUAUGAUCAAUCACAGUACUCCAAAGAAUGAUUCUGGGAGGUCUUAUUCUAAUACACUAUUUGGUGCAUUGCUUAGCUUAAGCUGCCUUCCUAAAAGUGCUCGAGCACCAUUCUACUUCUUUCGUAAACCAUUACGGGAACCACGUGCUGCAGUAGAAGGAAAUAUCUGGAGUGCACUGGAUGCUAUCAGUGAAUCGCUUCAUAAAGUAUUCCAUUCGUUAUUAAAGUGUUCCGAUGAAGUACGUCACCUAACUCUACAAUGGAUUGGUAAUUGCCUUCAUGCAAAUGCUAGUCGAGGAAAGUUAUCAAAUUUUCAUGAUGGCAGUGGCAUUAGUGGUAGUGCCGUUAAUUCUGUAUCCGAUGGAUUCAUGUUGAAUCUAGGAAGUGUUUUAUUGAGAUUGUGUCAACCUUUCUGUGGAAGACCAAAUGAUACUAAAGUUCUGAUGAUUGAUCCCACUUAUUGUGCUGCAGAGGCAAAGGAUGAAAACGAAAGUCGUAUUCGUGGCUUGCAUAUGAAAGGGUUGACAUCCCAAACCUGCCUUAUUCCUACACCAGAAGGCGAAACAAGACCGGUUGCGGAGUCUUACAAAUUCGUCACAGAAUGCUUUUAUUUAACCCAUCGGGCUUUGGAUUUAGGAUACCGAGUUGUCUUAGAAAAAUUCGUAAAAUCAACUCAAGAUCUAGGAAGGUUACAACGAGUUUAUCAUGAAGCGCAAGUUGACGAAAGCCAGACAGUAUUGGAAAUAUUCAGCCAGAGAGUGGAAAUGGAGAUAACCAAAUAUCUAUCUUUUAGAGCUAGUUUAUUAGCUCCAGAUAUGUUGAAUCUCUUGGCCAAGUUCCACGCAGCUACUGCGUGUUGGUUACUGCAAGUUAACUUAAAUGAUUUCAAUGAACAGGAAACUGAUCAAAGCAGUUAUGUCCCGAAAGAAUUGAAACCGGUCACAUUCCCUUUACCAGAUACCGUUCCAAAAACUUUAAGGUGCAUUCCUGAAUUUGUCGUGGAAAACACUGUUGGCUUCUUGUACUUCCUACGUAUAAUGAAUCCUAACGUUUUCGAAGAACAUGGGCCUGAUUUCCUCAAUCCAAUUCUUACAGAGAUUAUAACGCUUAUGGAAUCUCCGAAACGAUUGUACAAUCCUCAUUUGCGGGCGAGAUUGGCUGAAGGAUUAGAAGCCUUGCUGCCAUUAUCCGAAGAAGGAGGAAAUCAAAUUGCCCCCACUCUUGGAACAUUCCAUCGGCAACAAUUGUUUUUGACCCAUCCACAUCGGCACCAGAUUGUAUCAAAUUUGCUUCAAGUAUUUGUAAGUAUAGAGAUGACAGGGCAGAGUGUGCAAUUUGAGCAAAAGUUUAACUACCGGAGGCCUAUGUAUAUUGUCAUGAAUUAUUUGUGGAAGAUCCCCGAACAUCGAAAUCUCUUUAAGGAGCUUGCUGAGGAGGCUGAAGCAAAUAUGGAAGCAGUAGAGCCACCAUUAUAUCUUCGAUUCAUCAAUCUACUAAUGAAUGAUGCUGUAUUUCUUCUCGAUGAGGCACUUUCAAACAUGGCUCAGUUAAAGCAACUGCUUCAUGCAAGGGAAAGCGGUGAAUGGAAUAACUUACAACGGAAUGAACAGACUAGUCAUCUUCAGUACAUUGCCAUGAUUGCCAGAUUUAAUAAUAUUCUUGGUAGAGAGACGAUAAAUACCUUGAAAGUACACACAACUGAGAUAAAGUCGAUAUUUUGCCAUCCUACAAUGGUGGAUCGCAUUGCUUCAAUGCUUAAUUACCUGCUGUUGCAAUUAGUUGGACCUAACAACAAGAAUCUAAAGGUUAAGGACCAAAAGGAAUAUGACUUCAAUCCAGCAAAUUUAGUAUUAAACAUCUGUGAGAUAUACAUUAAUCUUAGCUACAGCGAUACUUUUACUCUAGCUGUUUCUCAAGAUGGUCGAUCAUACAGACCAGAGUUGUUUAAAUUGGCUGAAAAUGUGCUGGUUCGCAUCGGUGGUGUGGGCAUACUUGGUGACCUAGAUCAGUUCGCUAAAAAGGUAGAACAAGCAGCUAACCAGAAGAGAGAAGAAGAUGAAAUUCUUAACGGGGCCCCAGAAGAAUUUCUUGAUCCUAUUAUGUCAACACUUAUGACGGAUCCUGUGAUCCUACCAUCCACCAAGAUAACAGUUGAUCGCCAAACCAUAGCUAGACACCUGCUAAGUGAUCAGACUGAUCCAUUCAAUCGGUCCCCACUUACAAUGGACAUGGUUAAGUCGAACAUUGAUCUGCGAAAUAAAAUUCAAGAAUGGGUGACACAAAAGAAGCAAGAGAGAAUGCCAAACUGUAGUACAGCAGAAACUAAUGAGGAUGGUGACUAAUUCUCUCAAUGCUCGGUGACCUGUUGCCCCUUUCCGCAGAACUUGGCGAGUUCGUCGAUCCCUUCGUCUUGAAUAACGGUCGAGUCGACGUCGAAGGAAACCGCGUCUGCGGAACUCCAGAUCGCCUUCGUCUCCGCCAGGUUCUUCAUUGUGCCGGUUUGGAAGGAUCUGUCGACCGAAAACGAGAAAUAAUCAGGAGAGAACGACGCUGGCCCCAAUCGUCGCGGAAAGUUCCCAGGAAUCGAACGAUCCAAAUGAUCGAGCGCCGGAAACAUAGUGAGACCCCCCGGAGAGUGUUCGAAUCUUAUUAACGCCGACCGUGGGGCCUUCAUCCAUGUAUUAACGCGUACGUUCAAACGCGUACUCUCGCGGAAUAAGCACGUGUAUACGCAAGCCCGAGUCGAUAAAACACUUGACUCUCGUAAACACGUAAUCGUCACGUGUUCUUGCAAUAUCAUACUUUAUCGGGUAAUUUGUAAGCCUAUUGCCUCCACGGGCGAAUCCAUGGUUCGAUUCUUUUUCCGAGGAGAGCGAUAAAGACGAUAAGUGGUAGGUCAGUGAAUCGGUAUGCAAACGACGUGUCUAAGUGAAUCGAAACGAGCGAAAAUUUAUUAUGUUCUUACAAACAUUUAUGGGUUCUUUCCCUUCGAGCGAAUUCACGUUAAUUUACACUGUUUGCGGCACCAGGGUAUGGAAUAAAAAAAAACUCAAAACAAUAA
Orussus abietinus is the source of this 3938-nucleotide messenger RNA. It is a transcript of the gene Ube4A, whose product is annotated as ubiquitin conjugation factor E4 A. Gene Ontology annotation, cellular component: nucleus; ubiquitin ligase complex; cytoplasm. The transcript is spliced from 16 exons. Gene Ontology annotation, molecular function: ubiquitin-ubiquitin ligase activity. NCBI's taxonomy places the organism in Eukaryota, Metazoa, Arthropoda, Insecta, Hymenoptera, Orussidae. Bases 16 to 3219 code for a protein of 1067 amino acids. The record is from RefSeq and is a predicted model, not a curated record. Gene Ontology annotation, biological process: protein polyubiquitination.